This is a messenger RNA of Didymodactylos carnosus, 1259 nucleotides long. The record is from the annotation of a GenBank genome assembly. NCBI's taxonomy places the organism in Eukaryota, Metazoa, Rotifera, Eurotatoria, Philodinida, Philodinidae.
ACGAUCCUAAAUCGGAUCUCAAAAGUUCCGUUUUGUACCUAAAAAAGAAGGAUUUUAGUCUGAUUUUUAGUGUCGUGUUUGAAUUGUCCAGCAAAAAUAUUUAAGGCUACCUCUGAGGCAGAAACUUUCGUCAAAUUGUUGAUUUUGAGAAAAGUGCAUAAAAAUGUAGCCCCAAGUGUCCUCUUUCAAAUGCAUUAAUUUUUAUUCGGCAAAAAAAAACAUAUUAUUUCACGAAGUUUUCUGGAAGUUCUAAGGAUAGCAUAUAUUAUACAUGCUUUAUAGGUUGAAAAAUGAUGUUGAGGAAAAAUGUUCCUAUAAACAUACGUAUAUACGGUACAUGCGUGAGCAUAUGCAUGCACAUCUUCAUGAUCGAAAACCUGUUGAAAACUUCACUAUUGUUUUUAGUAAACAAAGACAUGAAAAGAGAAUGAGUGUUUAGUAGGAAAAAAAAAGAUGUUUGCAUUUUCCUUCAAACUACUUUUUAGUUGGGCGAAAUCCACUGUCCGGUAGACUUUGCGGUAAUGAAAAGAUCAAAAUGAGCUCACCUUUUUAAAUUUGAAGCUAAGACGUAACUUAAUCUGAUAUUUUAAAAUCAACCUAAGCUCUCUAAGGAGAAAUCUGCUGGACAGUCGACGCCGGUUUUUAGGUACAAAACGGAACUUUUGAGAUCCGAUUUAGGAUCGUAAAAAUCGUUUACUGGAAAGAGCAACAUGUUGUAGAAUUUGAAUUUUUCGAUUUCUGUUUAUGCUGGACAAUCGACGCCCAUUUUGACUCUUAGCCGAGCGGCUUCUAUUGAACAAAAGUAAAUAGAGCCUUUGUUAGAAGUUUUAUCACAUUUUAUUUUAGCAACGUGUCGCACAAGCUUUUUGUGGCUUCUAGUAUUCGUAAUUCUACGAAAACAUAGCAAAUACUCAUUUUAAGAAAAGCAUAUGGCUAGUAUCCACACAAAAUUCUCUAUCUUUCAGCAUUUAUAACGAUGUUUUCUCGUCAUGUGUAACUAACUUGAAAAAAAUCAUUGCAAAAACCGAUAAUUUAACCUCCCCUACCAAUUAUUACAUCUACUAAUAGCUACUUUCCUUUAGGUAUUCGAUAAAUAUGGUAUGUUUAUUCGUGUAUUACGACCAAAACUCGAUCCACUAUACGGUCCUCAAGGUCUUAGUUUUCAUUCAUGUUCACAAACACUGGCUAUAGCUGAUUCUGGUAGCCAUUCGGCCAAAUUAUUUUCGGUGAGAGAGUUAUUGACGUCAUCGACGCAGUAA